AAGGGCUUCUAUAAAUACAAGCUCCCCUGGCGCGAUAGCUCCCUCAGUAGAGCUGCUUCUGGGCAAAGCAGAGGCCUCGUGGAUUAGGGCCCCCGAAAGGAAAAGGGCACAACAGAAUGGCGAAGCCUCGCAAAUCGAAGAAUGAAGACCAGAAAGUCGAGAAUUUAGGCGCCGUUGUUCGUCAUCAGAAGCUCUGUCUCUCGAUCGACAUGGAAGAACGUCAGAUUUACGGGUAUACGGAAUUGCAAAUUGCUGUUCCGGAAAGUGGCCUAGUUGGAUUACACGCAGAGAAUAUUAAAAUCGAUAAGGUCUCUGUUGAUGGAGAGCCGGCUGAGUAUGAAUUCUCACCACUCCGUCAACCAGAGGAGGAUAAGCGGAGAUGGCAAUUUGUUUCAUCCGCUACUUUUGCUGCCGAUGCUGCAUGCUCGACGUAUUUAUCGUCUCUCGAUAAAGAAAUAGCUUCGAAUCUGUUAAUUAAGUGUUGUAAGCCAGCAAAAGUAGUGAGCGAGCCAGAGGAACAGGCGAAUGGCGGGAACAGUACCCAACCCUCUGGCGAACCCAAGCAGAAUUUGAAACUGGUCCGCAUUGACUAUUGGGUAGAGAAAGCAGAGACAGGGAUUCAUUUUUCGAGUAAUGUGCUGCAUACUAAUAACCAGAUCAGGCGUGCACGUUGCUGGUUCCCUUGUAUGGACUCCAGUUCGCAACGAUGCUGCUAUGAUCUGGAAUUUACGGUGGCCCAGAAUCUGGUGGCUGUCAGCAAUGGUUGCUUACUUUUUCAGGUCUUGAGCAAGGAUGAUCCACCUCGCAAAACAUAUGUUUACAGAUUAAAUGUUCCAGUUGCUGCUGGAUGGAUAUCAUUGGCAGUUGCUCCAUUUGAAAUUCUUCCCGACCGUCAUAGUGGUAGUGUAUCACACAUGUGCUUGCCACCUAGCCUUUCAAAGCUUCGGAAUACUGUUGGGUUUUUCCAUACUGCGUUCAGCCAUUACGAGGAGUACCUUUCAGCACUGUUUCCAUUUGGGUCAUACAAGCAGGUUUUUAUUGCUCCUGAAAUGGCAAUAUCUUCAUGGAGUUUGGGGGCUUCUAUGAUAAUAUUUACUUCUCAAGUUCUAUUUGAUGAGAAGGUUAUUGAUCAGGUACACUAACUUACUUGAACCCACAUUGUUGAUGAAUUUAUUACUAUGGAUACUUUUUAUGGGCAAGCCAUUCAAAUUCCUUGGCCAGUACAUGGCGAUCAAUCUUGAUUCUUGAAAAAAUGUGUUCAAUGAGUUCUUCUUUUAAUUCUUUUAGAACAGCCUAAAACCUUACCGUCAUUUUAUUUUCCCUGAAUGACCAUAAUGAUAAGUGGGUAUUAUGAUGCCUGACUAAAUUACCAAGGGGUAAUCAGUCCCAAUUGGAUUCAUCAUAGACUCCAACACACAGAUCAAGUUUAGAUUCAACAGAAAACCCAGAUCUGGAAAAUUUGGCUGAAUAUAGGAGAUUAUGAUUACUCACAAACCACAAGUCGGAGGGAGCUGAAUUGUGAUUGAAUGAAGAUCCUAUAUGAGGGAACAAACCAUCUAAGCCGAACAGAUUCUGCUGGCUGGAUUGAGAGAUAUGCUCGGAAGGAGCUGAAUUUUGAUCGAAUGAAGAUCCUAUAUGAGGGAACAAACCAUAAAAAACUGAACAAAUUCUACUGGCUGGAUUGAGAGAUAUUUUGGUUGCAUGAGGAAGGAAAAUUUUGGUGAUUCUUCAAGAACUAGGCUGGAAGCGUCUGAUAGUCCUCAAAUUUGUAUUGAGUUUCCCUCCUAGGGUUGUAAACAAAACCCUAAAAUUCUGCAGUAAUCAGAGAUCUGGACUGGAAGAAACGCACUCGAAUUUUCUUCCUGGGAAAACCUUAUAACAUAGUUUUUAAGGCGGUAAGGCGAUGGAGGCGUUUGAGGGUCUUUCGGAGCGCCUUAGCCAUAACGCGGCAUAAAGCGUCGUCUUAUCGACUAAAACGUUCCUGUGUAAUUCUUUUAUAAAACCAAUCUAUUUGGCUCAAAUCCUAGUUGAAUCCUAUUACUCAUAUGUUAAAUAAAUAUUAAAAGUUUAUAUUCAUACCAUGUAAGAUAUUCAUCAAGAAAACAAAUCAAUA
Macadamia integrifolia is the source of this 2113-nucleotide messenger RNA. RefSeq names its product transcription initiation factor TFIID subunit 2-like. The record is from RefSeq and is a predicted model, not a curated record. Gene Ontology annotation, biological process: transcription initiation at RNA polymerase II promoter. Gene Ontology annotation, molecular function: RNA polymerase II general transcription initiation factor activity; chromatin binding; transcription cis-regulatory region binding. Bases 117 to 1142 code for a protein of 341 amino acids. The transcript is spliced from 6 exons. Gene Ontology annotation, cellular component: transcription factor TFIID complex. Lineage: Eukaryota; Viridiplantae; Streptophyta; Magnoliopsida; Proteales; Proteaceae.